AUGGGCAAGAAGCCUGACAGAUGGGCGUUCGCAAUGUUGGCUGUUAUACGCAUUCUGUGCAACAGCUUCACAGCUAAAAUGCUUCCGCGCAAUUCUGCGACAGGGCUUGGCGCCAGCUUCGUGCCCAGCACUGGACCGGACGCUGCCGAGGACACGAAGAUCCGAGCACAAGUCCAGGAUCAGGUGCAGGAACUGGCAGCCCAGCUGUCCAAGGAAGUGGCAAACCUGGCGCAGCAACAAAAAGAUAUCGUAGAUACGCAAGCUACGGUGGAGGACUUGGCCUCGCAGCUGAAGGCACAAACUUCCUCCGAGGAUCUUGCGAAGCUACGCGCAGAGCUCGCCUCGUUGGUCGACCGAGUUGCUUCUGCGGAAUCAAGCUGUUCAGCAACGAAGAAGGACAUUUAA
Symbiodinium pilosum is the source of this 405-nucleotide messenger RNA. NCBI's taxonomy places the organism in Eukaryota, Dinophyceae, Suessiales, Symbiodiniaceae. The record is from the annotation of a GenBank genome assembly.